Messenger RNA from Alnus glutinosa, 1300 nucleotides. Its product is annotated as TATA-box-binding protein. NCBI's taxonomy places the organism in Eukaryota, Viridiplantae, Streptophyta, Magnoliopsida, Fagales, Betulaceae. The transcript is spliced from 10 exons. The record is from RefSeq and is a predicted model, not a curated record. Gene Ontology annotation, biological process: DNA-templated transcription initiation. The coding region runs from base 292 to 897 and encodes 201 amino acids. Gene Ontology annotation, molecular function: DNA binding; RNA polymerase II general transcription initiation factor activity.
UCCAUCCACAACGCAACCCAGCGCUCCCCAUAAGCUCCCAGAUCUUUCCACAGCCUCUCACAAAACCCCCCCUCCUCUCUCUCUCUCAAGAACAAAGCUCUCUCAGAUACAAAUCUCUUUCUUAUAAAGCCUCUAAUAUCCUAUAAAACACCCCUCUUUUCAAAUUCUUCCCGCUCCCAAUUCCAAUUUCUUUUCUGGAUCUGCUAUUCUCCAAUCGCUUCCUUUAAAUUCAACAGAGCAAACCCUAGAUUAUCUUUCCACUGCAGAGAAGAGCAAAAGACUUUAUAGGGAAUGGCCGAUCAAGGAGGCUUGGAAGGGAGCCAACCCGUAGAUCUCAAGAAGCAUCCUUCUGGGAUCGUCCCCACCCUACAGAACAUUGUGUCAACGGUCAAUUUGGACUGCAAGUUAGAUCUUAAGCAAAUUGCACUGCAAGCUCGUAAUGCAGAAUACAAUCCAAAGCGGUUUGCUGCUGUAAUCAUGAGAAUAAGGGAACCAAAAACAACAGCAUUGAUUUUUGCUUCUGGAAAGAUGGUUUGUACUGGAGCUAAGAGUGAACAACAGUCAAAGUUGGCAGCACGGAAGUAUGCUCGAAUUAUUCAGAAGCUUGGUUUUCCAGCUAAGUUCAAGGAUUUCAAGAUUCAGAACAUAGUUGGUUCUUGCGAUGUUAAAUUCCCCAUCAGGCUUGAAGGACUUGCAUAUUCCCAUGGUGCCUUUUCAAGCUAUGAGCCAGAGCUAUUCCCGGGGUUGAUCUAUCGAAUGAAACAACCAAAGAUUGUGCUGCUAAUUUUUGUGUCCGGAAAAAUUGUUCUUACAGGAGCUAAGGUCAGAGAUGAGACCUAUACAGCCUUUGAGAACAUAUACCCAGUUCUUACCGAGUUCAGGAAAAACCAGCAAUGAUUUUGUGGGAAGAAAAGUCGGAUUGUGUUCGCGGAAAGUUUGAAGGUGGAAAGACCUGGCAAUGUAAUUGCUGAGAGCCUGGAUUGAACUGUAAAUAUGGAAAGCAAAUUAUGCAUUGGUUCUCUGGUGGUUAAGUUAAAAGAUGUGUGAUGGGAAAACAUUAUAUUACAGAGUUAACGUGAAAAAAGAAAAGAAAAAAAAAAAAGAGAGAUAAUAAGAAGUUUUGAUUUUUCCUUGGACACUUGCUUUUGACUUCUUGGAUAGAAUGUUGGUCUAUGAAAACUUUGUUGUGCUGUUUGUUGGGUUUAAUCGAGGUCUCUCCAAUAGUCCAAUGUGGAACAUUAACUAAAUGUAACUGCCAGUCUCAUUCAGAUCAAUGGGUGCAAGAAAAGCAAUUGUUAGC